AUGGCCUAUGCUGAGGAAGACAGAAGCAGCUAUGAGGCGUGCCAGGAGGCAGCAGAGUGGCUGCGUGCCCGCGCUGCCCGGCGGCCCAGGGUCGCCAUCGUCUGCGGCUCCGGGCUGGCAGCUCUGGCUGAUGUGCUGGACAGCAGGACAGUCUUCCUGUACGAGGACAUCCCCCACUUCCCAAGGAGCUCAGUGUCAGGGCACGUUGGCAGAUUGGUGUUUGGGGAGCUGAAUGGACAGCCCUGCGUGUGCAUGCAGGGACGAUUCCACUCCUAUGAAGGCUACUCUCUCAGCACGGUCACCUUUCCCAUCAGGGUGUUCUUUCUCCUGGGGGUGGAGAUCUUGAUUGUCACUAAUGCUGCUGGAGGACUGAAUCCCCACUUCCAAGUGGGGGACAUCAUGUUCAUAAGGGAUCACAUCAGCUUGUUUGGCCUGGGAGGGCAGAAUCCCCUGCGUGGACCAAACGAUGAGAGGUUUGGAGUGAGGUUUCCCUGCAUGUCAGACGCUUAUGAACCAGAUCUGCUCAGCCUGGCCAUGGAGAGUGCCCAGGAGCUGGGGCUGCUGAGCUUCACCAGGGAAGGAGUGUACUGCCUGCAGGCUGGGCCCAGCUACGAGACCGUCGCCGAGUGCCGCCUGCUGCAGGCGCUGGGAGCUGACGCUGUGGGCAUGAGCACUGUCCCAGAGGUAAUUGUAGCCAGGCAUUGUGGCCUCCGAGUCCUUGGGAUCUCCCUCAUCACCAACAAAGCGGUGAUGAGCUACAGCAGCCAGGAGAAAGCCAACCACGAGGAGGUGCUGCGCAUCUCGGUGCUCCGCGCUGAAGCCCUGCAGAAACUGAUCUCACACCUCCUUGGCAAGCUGGGGGAAAGCUCAGACUCUCUAUGACCUCCAGCCAUCAAUCCUUCAUAGCAUAACCUGUGUGAGCACUACCAAGUGUUGGGGGAGAGCUGUUGGUGGACUGCCCCUUUCUGUCUGGAUUUUAAAUUGACCUUUUGAUCUUUGUGCUUUAUCUGAUCAGGUGCAGAGCUUCAUUUUGAAUUUUGCCAGGAUGAUCCCCUCGCUAUAGUCAGUGACCAAAACAGCUUACUGGCACUUUCAACACAUUCCCAAUCCCCGUGUCAGCAGAGCCCCAGAGACUCUGACCUCCAGCUGCUCUCUUGGGACACCCUCCUGCCCCAAAUCUCUGCUCCCCAUUGCACAUAAGCAGGU
Molecule: messenger RNA, 1206 nt
Organism: Melospiza melodia melodia
Lineage: Eukaryota; Metazoa; Chordata; Aves; Passeriformes; Passerellidae
Gene: PNP
Product: purine nucleoside phosphorylase
Exons: 6
Coding region: 1-882 (293 amino acids)
Biological process (GO): nucleoside metabolic process
Cellular component (GO): cytoplasm
Molecular function (GO): purine-nucleoside phosphorylase activity
Source: RefSeq, a predicted model, not a curated record